Messenger RNA from Macrosteles quadrilineatus (aster leafhopper), 1047 nucleotides. Its product is annotated as apoptosis inhibitor 5-like. NCBI's taxonomy places the organism in Eukaryota, Metazoa, Arthropoda, Insecta, Hemiptera, Cicadellidae. The coding region runs from base 1 to 1047 and encodes 348 amino acids. The record is from RefSeq and is a predicted model, not a curated record. Gene Ontology annotation, biological process: negative regulation of apoptotic process. Gene Ontology annotation, molecular function: RNA binding. Gene Ontology annotation, cellular component: nucleus. The transcript has 3 exons.
AUGGCUAAUUUAGCUGAAAUCGUUGGCAACAUCAGAGCUUGUGUUAUUUCCAGUAAAGGACUUUCUCUGAAAACACUCUCUGGUGCCCUUGAAGAAUUCUUUCAACAAAUUCUAACAGGAGAAGAAGCAGUCAGAGAAAGAUGCUUGAAAUUUUUAGUUCACUAUGUCAAAAAACUGGACUCAGAUGUUUUCAACAAAGAAGCUGAAGAUUUGCUUAUUACCGAGUGUAAGAAGGUUUUACAGUCUCAGUUGGUGUGGAAUGACCCUGAUGCGUUUGACAUGGUGAUGGAUCUGCUGGGACUGACUCACCUCGCCAAGUCGGUCGUAGGACAGCGGGAACAAGGAGCAGGUCGCCAACUGCUCCAUGGACUCAAACGAGCUUUGCCCUUCUUCUCGGCCCAGGUAGAUUCACAGAAGUUUGUCGAGUACCUUUGUGAGCAGGUCCUUCCCACAAUGCCCGUCAUAUCAGCCUCAAAUAAGAACUCGGCGAAUCAUUCGGAAAUCUUCAAAUUGCUGGCCGAGUUAUGUAGUCAUUGCAACACAAUCUCCAACCCAGAGACCCAUACAGCCACAGUCUUGAAAAAACUUAUUGAGUACAUGCCACUGCCCUCCGCCUCAGACGACAUACCAGAGCCUAACCUGAAGUACUCGUACGUAGAGUGUCUCAUGUAUUCUCUAUACAAGCUGGCUCGACACUGCCCCGACAUCAUUACUAAAGACCCUGAGAAACUGGAAGACUUCCGGCUAAGGCUAAAAUAUUUUGCUGGAAGAAUCCAAGGAUAUAAGAAAAAAAAAGCCAUCGACUUAGAGACGUUGAAUGCGACUAUCAAUAUCAAGUAUAUGAUCAAAAGAGACACACUUCCAUCUCAUUUGAAGAAGGCGACAACAAACACAGCAGGACGGACUCUAGGCCGAGGGAACUUUGCCAGCCUUCCAGCGGCAAAUACAGCAAGAACGUCUCCAGUAACAGAAUAUUCCUUGGAGAAAGAAGCAAUGAUCCAGAGAGAAGUUACCAUCAACGAUUUAAUGACCACAAAGAACGUAUGA